GCACCGAGCGCUCAGCGAGGUAGAAGAGUUAUCGUGAAGUGUGUAGUAACCGCUUUACGUUUGCUUCUCUGUGUGGAAAUCGACAGUCACAAUGGGUAGCGUAGAGUCCAAGUGUAAGAGUGUGGAUAUCCGCAGCAACAAGCAGGCAGACCAACAGGAAAACGGGCAUGUAAAAACCAAUGGCGACGCCCCCACCAAUCAGAAUGGCGAUGUAGCUCCGUCUAAUGGCUCCGCUGAAGCCGCUGAAUCGGGAGAAACCAUCGAAUCGGCACCCCCCGCCAACGGGGACCCCAAACCUGAGGAUCCACCGGGAAAGCAGGCAAAGAAAAAGAGGUUCUCUUUCAAGAACCUGAAGUUCGGUAAUAACCCCUUCCGCAAAACCAAAAAAGAGCAGGCGCCAGGAGAAGAGACCCCUGCAGAUGAGAAUGCAACAGAGUCCCCCCAGGAACCAGAGAACAAGGAUGAAGCCGCGGAAGCAUCUCCAGAAGCAGUAGCAGAGAAUGGCGAAUGUGAGCCAGCAGCGCCCUCUAGUGAUAAUACAGAGGAAGUACAGCCUGAGCCUACUGCCCCCACUUCUACUGAAGAUUCCCCGAAACCUGUAGAGAAUGAAGCCAGCACAGAAGCCUCCACCGAACCCCAGAAACAGGAGGAAUAGGAGCGAUGCAGGCUCCUCUUUUAAAAGACUUUAGUGCAUUGAGCCUUCCUUCUCACGUACCCCCUGCCCUGUCACCCUUGGAGGGAUAAAUAGUCCCUGUUUGUAAGUAUGGGGCUAUUUCAGUUUAAAUUUCCUUGGACAAAGUGUAGCCAUCCUGUAUAAACCUAUAAUCUGUCCUCUCUGCAUAUACAUGUGUGCUAGCAGAAACAAAUGCCUGCAAGGGACACAUUUAUACACGAGUCAAACCCAGAGUGUCUUUUUUGUUCAGUUAUGUGACGGCUCCCAUUCAUGCAUCAAUGGAAAUCUGUAGGGAAGAUUUCUAUGGACUUCAACUCUAAGGAAAGAUAAAUUAAAGCUACAUACAACUGAUACAGCGUUUUUUUCCCUCCAGGCUCCUUUAAAUACAGUGUUUGAGGGCAGACCUAUAUUGUGCCAAAAGCUGCCUUCCUCCACCCUUCCAAAAAAGUUCCUUCACUGUACCACUUGUAGCCCCUAGAGCAGAAACUCUUGUGUAGGGUGGGAUCACUUCCCUUUGGAGCUGACAUUGCACAUCAUCUGUGCCACCACUAAUUCUCUUGGGCGUCCUAAGGUCAUGGGUAGGCCUAAAUCAGAGCUUUAACUGGUUCUGUUUUUUAAUAUCUGGGCUCAGAGUCCCAUCUUGUAUGUCCCCUCCCCCCUGCACAUUUCUUUACCCGAGUGUUUGUCUGCAGACUGGAACUCCUAGAAUGAACUUUUUGUGAAUAAGCUGAAAUGGCAGUUUUAGUCUGGCUUGGGAUGUAAGUUGUGAGCGUGGGUUAAUUUCUGUAAAUACUUUAUUUUUUUAAUGGUCUGUUUAUGUGGUGACUUUUCUAACUCAAAAGUUGUAUGUUUUCAUUGAUAUUUUAAAAAAAGAAAUAAAUUUUAACCCCCUUUA
Messenger RNA from Xenopus laevis (African clawed frog), 1568 nucleotides. It is a transcript of the gene marcksl1.S, whose product is annotated as MARCKS-like 1 S homeolog. Gene Ontology annotation, cellular component: membrane; cytoskeleton. The record is from RefSeq and is marked validated. Lineage: Eukaryota; Metazoa; Chordata; Amphibia; Anura; Pipidae. Gene Ontology annotation, molecular function: calmodulin binding. The transcript has 2 exons. The coding region runs from base 92 to 655 and encodes 187 amino acids.